CGCAGGUCUAGACUCUAGAUAGUGGACGUGCGAUAGUCUCACUCUGGUCUCACUGGCACAAAACUGACUUCUCCGACCCCCGUGCUUGCAUUUCAUUCUCAGCUGGGAUUUCGGAAGCAAAAUGAAGUGGAUUGCGCCCUUCACAGUAGGCCUACUUCUGGCCGUUGGUUCGGCGCAGGCGGGAACGAUUGGGGAUUUUGUCAAAAAGAUAGCUAAUCUGUACGGCCAUCAUGAAGAACCGCCUUACGAAGUGACCAGGAAAGAGCCUGGAUACGAAGAGCGAAUAUACCCACCGAGAAGAUGGGUGUGUACGAUGAGGGAAAGCCCAAACUCAGAUGUCAUGGACGGCAUGUUCUGGCGCCUCUACAAGUACUCCACUGGACUCAAUGAUGCAGGAGCAUUAAUAUUCAUGACCGCCCCGAUAACGACUGAAUACAGGGUUCUUGACGCAACCAUGCGCCAGUACACCAUGUGUCUCUAUCUUGGUGAAAAGUACCAGAGAAAUCCUCCAGCGCCCGAGGAUAUUGCAGUUUUCAUUGAAACCAGAUGGGAACUCGUCAUCCUCACAAGAACCGUCGGAGGAUACUUUGAAACUGGUGAACAGUGGCUGGAAGAAGCAGGGAAACUCGCUGCCGUGAUCGAAAGUAAUGGAGAAAGCGCGUCCCUUACUCAUCACUACUGGGCCGGUUACGAUGCACCGCUGAAGUUCUGGAAUAGACGUAAUGAAGUUUGGUUCCCGAAGCGUCGUUAAAUGCGGUCGUGGAUUCCAAAGCGUACAAGCUUUCGACCGCUUACAAAGGCCUAAUCAAAAUCCAGUUUCAAAAACUUUCUUCACUCGGUACACCCACAGACAUUUAUUAAUGGAAGGAUGAAAUACAAUCUAAGUUUCAGUCAUUCCCAUAAGGGUGUUUACUUCACUAAAUAAAAAGAGAACAUUA
This is a messenger RNA of Macrobrachium nipponense, 938 nucleotides long. Its product is annotated as heme-binding protein 2-like. The record is from RefSeq and is a predicted model, not a curated record. Bases 122 to 751 code for a protein of 209 amino acids. The transcript is spliced from 7 exons. NCBI's taxonomy places the organism in Eukaryota, Metazoa, Arthropoda, Malacostraca, Decapoda, Palaemonidae.